CUUUCACUUCAGGAGUGGGAUACAGAUCAGACAAUUGCCGCAGCUCGAUCCAGGUGUUCGUUCUUGUUUGUUUCUCCCCUCUACCCCUAAGGACUCAACUUUACCCUUUGGCUCUAGAUACGUGAAGUUGGAGUGAAGUGAAAGUCCAAAGUCAUGGAGUUCGACCCGCCACAGCCCAAGUAUCAAACCUCAGACCCAACGUCAUUCGCGCACAAAUCGGCACGAGAGCGCUGGCCGGCCAUCAUCACGGGCGCGAUUGACGAUGUCACACGCACGGUGUCGAGUCUCCCAGAUUCCGAGUCGGACGCCGUGGCGGAAGGAAAGAAGAUCAUCUCGGCGUUGGCGACAUUGAAAUACGAACUCCAGCACAACCGCGUGUUGACGCCGAUCGACGAUGACGGGGCCCCCGACGUCGAGCUGUACAACGCGGAACUCGCCGCCAGGGGUCCGCCGAAGUGGCACGAUGUCGAGUGGUUGUUCAGCGAGUGCUAUCUAUACCGGCGGAUCAGUGUGCUAUUCAGCAUGGCUACGACGCGGGCGUGGAAAGGGUACGACUGUUUCGCACGGCAGAAGAUGGAGACGUUCCGGAGCAGUCGGCCUGCGGUCGUCGAGUUGGCGGGCCGGUAUCGGGAGAUCGUCUCCCAGAUCAGAGGGAGUAAGGAGCAUAGGGUCGUUCAGGGCGGUGGGGAGAAGGAGGAAGAAGACGCCGAGAGGACGCUGUUCGUCGAGAUGAGCGAGAUCUGUCUCUGGGGCAACGCGACGGAUUUGAGUCUGCUGACCAGUCUGACGUAUGAGGAUAUUCAGAAGUUGCAGGGCAGCGAGGCGCGCAGGGAGAGCGAGAAGAAUGUGCUUGUCAAUGAUCUGGGCGCGGCGUUUGAGGUAUUGAAACGUGCGGAGAGUGAGGGCAAAAGGGAGGCGAGGAGAGUGGAUAUUGUGCUUGACAAUGCUGGGUUCGAGUUGUUUGUCGACCUCGUACUCGCCGGGUAUUUGGUCAGUGUGGGACUGGCGACCGAGGUGGUUUUGCAUCCGAAGAGCGUGCCGUGGUUCGUGAGUGAUGUUGUGCCUGGGGAUUUUGCGAACUUGUUAGAUGUCAUGAGGGAUCCGAGAGGGUUCUAUGAAAAGGAUGGUGAUGGCAAGGAAUUGACCGAGAAAGAGGAGAGCGAUAUCAAGUUCUUGUUUGAGGACUGGAGGGAGUUGCACGAGGAUGGGAAGUUGAUUCUGAGGCCGAAUCGGUUCUGGACGCACGCCGGAAGUUUCUGGCGGAUGCCGCAUAUGGCGCCCGAGGUGUUGGAGGAUUUGAAGGAGAGUGAGCUCGUGGUGUUCAAAGGGGAUUUGAAUUAUAGGAAGUUGACCGGUGAUGCUGCCUGGCCGCCUACGACGCCGUUCGUAUCUGCGAUUGGGCCGUUGGGUCCAUCGUCAGGGGUUAGGGUUCUUGCGCUGCGAACGUGCAAGGCUGAUGUUGUGGUUGGUUUGCCUGAGGGCAAGGAUGAGGAGAUUCGUUCCAUGGAGGGAGGAGGAGGGGACUCCGGGUCGAGGAUGUGGGCGUGGAGUGGAAAAUGGGCUGUCGUUCAGUUCAGUGAUGGGAAAGCUUGAAGCGACUGCAUGAUUUCCCUACGAGACGUCAGCAAAGGGGCAAGACGGAUUGCAAUGAGCGGGAAAGACGUUGGGGAACAGAGUAGACGCAGGCAUGAGACGGAUAGACUAUGGGUGCCUGCCUGGGUAGCAUAGACGGACACGAUACAUCUGUUCACCAUGAUAUCG
Molecule: messenger RNA, 1761 nt
Organism: Exophiala xenobiotica
Lineage: Eukaryota; Fungi; Ascomycota; Eurotiomycetes; Chaetothyriales; Herpotrichiellaceae
Exons: 2
Coding region: 154-1593 (479 amino acids)
Biological process (GO): DNA damage response
Cellular component (GO): cytoplasm; nucleus
Molecular function (GO): phosphatase activity
Source: RefSeq, a predicted model, not a curated record